This is a messenger RNA of Mauremys reevesii (Reeves's turtle), 1445 nucleotides long. It is a transcript of the gene FANK1, whose product is annotated as fibronectin type III and ankyrin repeat domains 1. Lineage: Eukaryota; Metazoa; Chordata; Testudines; Geoemydidae. The transcript has 11 exons. The record is from RefSeq and is a predicted model, not a curated record. Gene Ontology annotation, biological process: regulation of apoptotic process. The coding region runs from base 222 to 1298 and encodes 358 amino acids. Gene Ontology annotation, cellular component: nucleus. Gene Ontology annotation, molecular function: protein binding.
CGUUUAUCGCCUUCCCUCUUUCGGCGGGCUAAGCCGCGGGGGCAGGCGCGCUGCCGCGGUCCAUCGACGUUCGAGGAGCCCUCUGGGCCUGUCUCCGCUUAGUUGUGGGCCGACCAGCCCCCCCCCUCCCUGCGUUGCCGUGGGGACGGGACGCCACGCCGGGCUCCGCCCAGAGGUGAAGAGAGGCGGUGUAAGACGCCCUGGGGUAGCCGCCGCCCGCCAUGGAGUCGAGCAAGGGAAAACGUACUAUCCCAAAACCACAUCCUCCAGUUGUAGGUGAGGUGACCCACCACAGCAUUCAACUCUCUUGGGAUUUGGAAAAUACAGCACAAAGAAAAGGACCUCAAGAGCAAUGGCUAAAGAUUUCAAUUGAAGAAGAGGACCCCAAAUUACAUACCUAUGGUACCAUUUAUACGGGAUAUGCUCGACAACAUGUCAUAGAAGGUCUUCAGCCAAGAACGACCUACAGAUUUCGACUAAAGGUCACUAGUUCUACAGGGGAGUGUUCUUAUAGUCCAGCUGUCUCAGUAUCCACUACAAGAGAGCCGAUGAGUGGAGAGCAACUUCAUCGAGCUGUCAGUAUGAAUGAUGUAGAUGCAGUUCUUAACAUUCUUCAGGGAGGACAUGUGAAGGUGGAUGUUCCUGAUAAACUAGGCUUUACUGCUCUGAUGGUUGCUUCUCAGAAAGGAUAUGAUAGGCUUGUGAAAAUAUUGGUACAGAAUGGAACAGAUGUAAAUCAGAAGAAUGGAAGUGGAAAGGACAGCCUAAUGUUAGCUUGUUUUGCUGGUCACCUGGAUAUUAUUAAAUACCUCAGAGAACAAGGAGCUUCUUGGGAAGUCAGAGAUCUGGGAGGUUGUACAGCAUUGCACUGGGCUGUGGAUGGAGGACAUUGUGAGGUUAUUGAAUGGAUGAUUAAUGAUGGCUGUCAGGUAGAUGCUAAAGAUACAUGCUUAGAAUGGACACCAUUGAUGAGAGUUUCUGCAGUAACAGGGAAUAAGGAUGUGGCAUCUCUUUUAAUUGAAGCAGGAGCAGAUGUGAAUAUGAAAGAUAAAGAUGGCAAAACACCUUUAAUGGUGGCAGUAUUAAAUAACCAUGAAGAGUUGAUUCAGUUGCUCCUGGAUAAAGGAGCAGAUGCUACUGUUAAAAAUGAGUAUGGCAAAGGUCUUCUAGAAAUGGCUAGAGGUUUUCACAGACACAGCGUGGUCAUCUUGUUAGAAGAAAAUAAGAGAAAAUUAAGUGAGAACACCAAUUGUCCUCCACCAGUUCUUGGCUCACAGGCACGUGAGGUAACUAAAUAAAAGCAAAGGAGCGCUUUUUCUACCAGCAAGGUGAAAACAUGAAGACUGGCUCUCAGUUAAGCAUUAGAAUUUGCUUGUUUUACCUUAUACUGUUCAGUUGUUACAGAUUCUUGGAUGCUCAUUAAAAUGUGUAGCUCAGCUUCUUGA